ACCAAUGCUAUAAGAAGUCAGAUUUGCUUUAUUUCGGACAUAAUAAAAAAGUGAUUAGAUGCGCUCGAAUACAGUGUAAAACGUUCAAAAUGCGCAGUUUAAUAUUUUCCCAAUUUUUCAUUGGGCUGCUGAUUUACUCAAAGAUUCCAGCAUCAUCACAAGAAAGCCUUCUCAUCAGAAUAGCUAGAAAUGGAAACUCAAUUGAAAACGCCACUGAUGGAGACGAUGGACGCAGAGUAAAUCAGUUUCAACAUUUGCCUAACCCAUACGAUGGAUUUUAUCCUAUGCCUUUUUAUCCGCCGCCUCCUCCUCCUCCACCAUUCGGCCCUCCAGGUUUCGGACACCCACAUCAUCAUUUUGGUUCCUUUCCUCCUCCACCUCCUCGUCCAAUAAACCAUUGCAACUGCAAUCGAACUACUGCACAAGAAGGCGCAAAUGAGGACAGAAACACCAAUACUAAUGGAACUUUUACAGAGCUUCCUGUAAAUGGUACAUCUGGUAACAAUGGAACAGAAUGGGGUUCGGAGCUCUAUCCCUUGAGGGAAGGCGAACCUGCUGAUCCAGAAGUCGCGCGUUUUCAAAACGCUUGAUGUUAUCAACAGCAAGAAACAAUGUUUUAACAGCAAGAAACAAUGAUGAUUUUAUAUGAAUUUAUACAAAAAUUUGUAAACAGAAUCCAUGUGUUUUUUUGUAUGAAAUACAGCCUAAGAACAGAUUGAAAUUGUCA
Messenger RNA from Dendroctonus ponderosae (mountain pine beetle), 727 nucleotides. Its product is annotated as RNA-binding protein 33. The record is from RefSeq and is a predicted model, not a curated record. Lineage: Eukaryota; Metazoa; Arthropoda; Insecta; Coleoptera; Curculionidae. The transcript has 3 exons. Bases 90 to 590 code for a protein of 166 amino acids.